This is a messenger RNA of Neopsephotus bourkii (Bourke's parrot), 824 nucleotides long. Its product is annotated as prostaglandin F2 receptor negative regulator-like. The record is from RefSeq and is a predicted model, not a curated record. The coding region runs from base 3 to 470 and encodes 155 amino acids. The transcript has 2 exons. NCBI's taxonomy places the organism in Eukaryota, Metazoa, Chordata, Aves, Psittaciformes, Psittacidae.
AUAUGUCCUUUGAUGUCUCCUGGUUUGCCGUGCGCUCCUUUGCGUUGGACAGAGAGCCCGUCCUGCUGGCCUCACUGGACCGGAGAGGGAUUGUGACACAGAGCAGGAGGAAUGGGAGCAGUGAUCUCAGCCUGGAGAGAAUCAGCCCAUUGGAAUUCCGUCUCCGUGUGCAUGGCUGUGAGGACCAUGACUUUGGGAACCACUACUGCAUAGUGACUCCAUGGGUGCGAUCUGCCACUGGUGUAUGGCAGCGGGAACCUGACAUCAAAGCCAAACCCAUUUUUCUAUCUGUGAAAAUGGAUGUUUUGAAUGCUUUCAAGUAUCCCCUGUUGAUUGGCAUUGGUCUGGCCGCUGUCAUUGGACUCUUAUCCUGCCUCAUUGGCUACUGCAGCUCCCGUUGGUGCUGCAAGAAGGAAGUACAGGAAACAAGACGAGAGCGUCGCCGGCUAAUGUCAAUGGAGAUGGACUAAACAUGGAGCCAGAUACACUUGUAUUUUGGGAGAGACUCAAAGGGCUCUUGGACUGUGCUGAGACACUUGCUCGCAGGCCCAGAGAAGACAGUGCAUUUCCUCUCUGAUUGCAGCUUGGACCUCAAGCUUCUCCUUGUUACACAUCAUGCCCUGAGAGCAUUCAGGCCAUAUUUAGCAACUUGGAAUUCUCCUUUUCCAGCAGCACAUUCUGCACAGGGAUCAUGUCCUUCUAAUGUGCAAACUGUUAAGUCUUCUUUCAGCAGGGCCCUGUGACAAAAUUCACUAAGGUUUUUCUGUUUGAUUGGUGGAUUUUUUUCUCUCCUCUUGGUUUUGAAUAGAUGUAUGAAAACGUGA